This is a messenger RNA of Zea mays, 1442 nucleotides long. Its product is annotated as putative RING zinc finger domain superfamily protein. The record is from RefSeq and is marked provisional. Gene Ontology annotation, biological process: snoRNA splicing. The coding region runs from base 19 to 1014 and encodes 331 amino acids. The transcript has 2 exons. Gene Ontology annotation, cellular component: U2-type spliceosomal complex. Lineage: Eukaryota; Viridiplantae; Streptophyta; Magnoliopsida; Poales; Poaceae. Gene Ontology annotation, molecular function: metal ion binding.
CCAAACCCUACCAAAUCGAUGGCCGACGGCGGCAACUGCGGGCCGGGCGGCGGCAAUGCAUCGGCGCCGGUGUGCAGUUUCGUGAGGAAACCACCCAAGAACAUCCGGAAGCGCCCCGCCGCGCCCGCGGGGUCUGAUGACGACGACGACGGCGGCGGCGGCGCCCUCGCCGCCGCGCGCUCCAAGAAGGGGCCACCGUCCUCAACCGCUGGCAAGCUCGUUUUCUCCACCGCAGGUGCUUCCUCCGAGGCGCCGCGGUUCCAGUACGAAUCGUCCCGGACGAUCCAGUCCACGGACACCCGCGCAACUGCCACGCUCGAGACGGAGACGGAGUUUGACCGCGACGCGCGCUCCAUCCGCGAGAGACAGCUCAAGCAGGCCGAGGAGUCCCUCAAGAAGAACCCCUCCGCUGUUGCUGCUUCCGCCUCCGCCUCCACCGCUGGAGAGGUGUACAAGGGGAUCCACGGCUACACGGACUACAAGGCUGGGUUCCGACGGGAGCACACGGUAUCUAGCGAGAAGGCCGGCGGUUCGCAUGGUCCGCUCCGGGCGUCCGCGCACAUUCGCCUCUCCCAGCGGUUUGACUACCAGCCCGACAUCUGCAAGGACUACAAGGAGACGGGGUACUGUGGUUACGGCGAUUCCUGCAAAUUCAUGCACGACCGAGGGGAUUACAAAUCCGGGUGGCAGCUCGAGAAGGAAUAUGAGGAGGCUGAGAAGGCCCGCAAGCGACGAAUUGCCAUGGGUGGUGGUGGUGAGAGUGAUGAUGAGGCAGCAGAUGACGAGGAUGAGGAGGAGGCGCUGCCCUUUGCCUGCUUCAUUUGUCGGGAGCCAUUCGUUGAUCCAGUGGUCACCAAAUGCAAGCACUACUUUUGUGAACAUUGCGCUUUGAAGCACCACUCGAAGAACAAGAAGUGCUACGUCUGCAACAAACCGACGCUGGGCAUCUUCAACGCUGCACAGGAGAUCCGCAAGAAGAUGGCACAGGACAAGAAGCAGCAGCAGCAGGAGUAGGAGAGCUCAAAACACACCGUUGCUAAUUUAGCUGUGUUGUACAACGAUGAUUGGUGCGAUAACUAGAGUCCGGUAUUUUUCGCCAUCAGAUAAAAGAGACCAAGUUUUGAACGAUCACAAUGAAUGCAUUCAGAUCCAGUCACUAGAUCCCUACCCCCAGACAGGCCAUGGUGCCUGUUGGUUCCUGGCGAUGGGCAAAGCUCCAAAGGUACAGUGCUAGACUGCCAAUGUGUUUGUUUGUUGCAGGGCACCCGAAGCUCUUAUCUUUGAUACAGUAGUAGCAAUCGUGUCGUGCAGUCUGACUUUGAGAAUUCCCGCUAGGCUUUCGAGCGUGCUGGCCUUGGUGCCUCUGCUCACGCCUUUCCCCGUCUUGUUUGUGCUCCUCAAGUGCCUUUAUUAUCAGUCAAGGUGUUACCAACACUUGUUAU